This is a messenger RNA of Nelumbo nucifera (sacred lotus), 1514 nucleotides long. Its product is annotated as KH domain-containing protein At5g56140. Gene Ontology annotation, biological process: regulation of mRNA splicing, via spliceosome. Gene Ontology annotation, cellular component: nucleus. Lineage: Eukaryota; Viridiplantae; Streptophyta; Magnoliopsida; Proteales; Nelumbonaceae. The record is from RefSeq and is a predicted model, not a curated record. Gene Ontology annotation, molecular function: mRNA binding.
UUAUCAAUCUCUCUACUCUAUAAGUACCUCUCCUCCUGCCGACUCAACUAGAAGCAUCUCCGCCGGAUCCCUAGCCAUUCCGCUGGAAUCUGGCCGGGAUCUAAGGUCUAUCUCUCUGCAAACAUGUCUUCCGGCAGAUAUAUGGCUUACUCACCUUCUCCUUCUACCGCUCCUCACUCUCCUCACAUCGGCAUUCGUUCUGCAACAAACGCUCUGGUCGAACAAGAGAAGUACCUCUCUGAUCUAUUGGCAGAGCGCCACAAGCUUAGUCCAUUUAUGCCUGUGCUGCCACACAGCUAUCGGUUAUUGAACCAGGAAAUAUUGCGUGUAACCACACUGUUGGGGAAUGCAUCACUUUUAGAUCAAAGUGGGCUUGAACAUGCUAGCCCCCUGACAUCUGGAGGAUUAUUUUCAAAUGGAGGAGGAGCUGAUAUGAAUGGAUGGGCAUCAGCAUUUCAAUCAGAAAGGUUGGGACUAUUACAGCCCUCACCAACACCAAGCUGGCUUGGAUCACAGGGUAGCUCGUCUGGUCUCAUUGUAAAGAAAACAAUCCUGGUGGAUGUUCCUGUGGACAAGUAUCCCAAUUACAACUUUGUUGGCCGUCUUCUUGGUCCUAGAGGGAACUCUCUUAAGCGAGUUGAAGCAAGUACUGAAUGCCGUGUCCUUAUCAGAGGACGUGGGAGCAUCAAAGAUCCAACUCGGGAAGAAAUGAUGAGAGGAAAACCAGGAUAUGAGCAUUUAAAUGAACCUCUCCACAUACUCGUGGAGGCAGAAUUGCCAGUCGAAAUAGUUGAUGCCCGUUUAAUGCAAGCACGUGAGAUCCUUGAAGAUUUACUCAAACCUGUGGAUGAAUGUCAGGAUUUCUUUAAGAAGCAACAGCUUAGAGAGCUAGCAAUGCUCAAUGGUACACUCCGUGAGGAAGGCUCGCAUUUGUCUGGUUCUGUGUCCCCCUUCAAUAACAGUCUAGGCAUGAAGAGGGCGAAGACAAGGGGGUAAAACCGUAAAAGUACAUCCUUCUUAAGUGGGCCUGUUGGAGCUUGUGUCUUGUUUAUCUCCUAUGCCAGCCGAAUCCCAUGUGGUGGGUGUCAGUCUGGCUUAUGCCCUCGAGGCACUGGGAAUGAUGCAUAUGUUUGAUUCCAACUCUUUCCAUUUCAAGUGUGUUAAAUCUGCCAUAUGGGGUGGGGGGAGAUUGAUGAUAGUACCAGUAGUGGAGGGCCAUUUUGGGUUCUGUGAGGUCUCUCUUUCUCUCUCUCUCUCUCUCUCUGUUUGGUUGGACAGGAUCUCAAUCUGCGUCUUGUAUUGUUGGUAUUUAUGGUAUGCUUGCCUUGAUAUUUCUAGUAUACGUUGGUGGGGGAUGGGAGUUUAUUGUAAAGAAGGAUCAAGAUUUGGUUUGUGCACAAGGGUGAGAUUACAAUAGUACAUCCCCUAACGCAGCUAGUGGACUUUGUAUUGUUACGCACUGACUUUAGUUUGUAUUAAGUUUCUGAGAUGUCAUUCAUUCGCUUUUAUUUCCA